AUGGUAGCUGCAAAAGAAAAGAAUGCGAAGAUAUGUGACAUAACAGAUUUGAUGGAGACGUUUGGGAAAUACCAGAUUAUCCAGUAUAUCCUACUAUGUCUGCCAGCGACAUUCAUUACAAUGAUUAGUAUCAACUAUGUCUUUGCAGUUGGAGACGUCAAUUACAGGUGUCGAAUCGAUAAAUGCGACGAUGCUAAUUCAACCGCAGAGUUCCCUAGUUGGUGGCCUGAUACAAAUAUAGACAGAUGUUCUAAGCCAGUGCUCAAAAUAGGGGAGGAUGUUUGUACCAAUCACAGCUUUACCGGGGAACUAAAAACGUGUGAUCACUGGAUUUACGAAAAUAACAACACUGUUAUUGCUGAGUUUGAUUUGGCCUGCCAGCCAUGGAAGUCAAACCUAGUUGGUACCAUCCACUGUAUGGGAAUGUUGAUAUCUAUGAUCAUAUCUGGAUGGAUGACGGAUAGGUUCGGUCGCAAGCCUACCCUGAUAUUUUGCGUGGUAGGAGGAACUAUUGGUAGUAUCAAAACCUUCGCUACCUCGUACUAUAUGUACGUAACUAUUGAGUUUUUAGAAGCAUCAGUUACUGGAGGAUCUUAUUCCGCUGCAAUGAUUAUAUUAUUAGAGAUUGUGGGCACGAAAUAUCGAGUUUUAUCAGGAGUAGUAUUUUCCUACGCUAUUUAUUUUGGCGAGAGUUUAUUCGCAUGUAUAGCGAUGUUUGUACCUUACUGGAAAACUCUCAUCCGCAUCAUUAAUGGCCCUUGCAUAUUCUUUAUAAUCCUCAUCUUCUUCGUCAAUGAAAGCCCUAGAUGGCAAAUCGUCAGUGGAAGGACGGAGAAAGCUAAAAAACUAAUGAAAAAAAUUGCCGAAGUUAAUAGAAUUAGUAUUAACAAUGAAGAAUUAGAAAAUAUUGAUGAAGUUAAACUAAAAGAAAAGUUUAAUAUUGCAAAUAGUGAAGUGAAAGAAAGUAUCACACACGCUUUUAAAUCUAAGGAAAUCAUGAAAAGAUUGUUAGUAGCGGGUGUAUCCAGAUUUACGUGUAGUUUCGUAUACUAUGGAAUGAUGAUAAACUCAGUGUUCCUACCAGGUGAUAAAUACAUAAACUUUUUACUCUCUACGGUGAUGUCUUUUCCAGGAGAGUUACUCUCCUUAUAUUUAAUGAACAAAAUAGGAAGAAAAAUUCCGUUGCUGGCUGGAUAUUCAAUAUGUGGUACAAUGUGCAUCAUUUCAGCUUUAAUACCAGAAGGAUACAAGUGGGUGAAGCUGGCGAUGUUUUUGAUUGGAAAAGUGAUAAUAUCGUCCUGUUUUACUGGCGCAAUCACUUACGCCAUGGAGUUAUUUCCAACUAGUGUGAGAGGUUCACUCCUAGGACUUGGAUCGUUUUGCUCUCGGAUAGGUGGAAUGCUGGCACCUCUUACGCCAAUUCUGAAUACAGUAUCAGAAGUUAUUCCAUUCGUAUUAUUUGGCUGCUCUUCAUUUAUAGCGGCUCUUCUUCUCACAUUGACUCCAGAGACCAAGGAUUUGCCGCUCUUCGACACUAUUAGGCAGGUCGAAAACCACGUUAAAUGUAAAAUGACCACGGAAAAGAAUGUAGUGACGGACUGUUCCAAUGACGAUGCAGUUAAAAAUAAUAAUGACGUUUAG
This is a messenger RNA of Arctia plantaginis, 1641 nucleotides long. Lineage: Eukaryota; Metazoa; Arthropoda; Insecta; Lepidoptera; Erebidae. The record is from the annotation of a GenBank genome assembly.